AUCAACUGGCAGUUCUUCUACUGAAUGCGAACAUUUCAAUGUGGCAAGUGUGAAAGUAGUAGAAAGUGAUCAGUAAUGCUUACAAAAAUAAUGCUUUUAGCAUUAGUUUCGACCGAGUUAACCCAGUCAUUUUAUUUUUAAAUGUCUUAUGUUUAUUGUUAUGAAAAAAAGCAGCUUGGCGCCUUCACAAGCCUCAGACCAAACUCGAAAGGAUCCUAUAGACAGAAGGAAGCAAUCGUCAUACUAAACUAAGAAGUUAACCAUGUCUUCCGAAGAGCUUGUCCAAACUGCAGUGGAGAUAAUUGAUUCCGCACACAGCUAUCGGUUUCAGAUGUCGCAGCUGCUGGACACACUGACAGAGCUAGAGGAUCAGGUGAAACACAGUGCCAACCAAACUGCACAUACUUUGAAAGCAUAUUUUGCUAACCUAAAGGCUUCAGUAUGUGAGGCACUAGAUGCCAGACUGGAACAGUUGCUGCAUGAAAUUGAAAGCAUCCAAGAAAGAGCUUUGACACCCUUGCAGCAGAGUAGAGCAAUCAUUGAGAAUAAUGCAGAGUCAGCUGCAAAUGUCAUGAAAGAAGGUGGAGCUCUUUUAGCAGGAAACCCUGAAAAGAGUCCGGAGAAAAUUAUUAAAUUCAGGGAGAACCCUCUGGUUUCUCGUCUAAACAGUUUUCCAGAAUUACCUAGUCCAUCUGAAGUAGCCUCAAUCACUGUGGAGACAACGUCUGGCAUGCAAGAGCAGCUUCGAAACCUGGUCCUGCAGGAGGGCAAAGUCUUGGCUCGUGCACCAGUUCAGAUUCUUCACAUAGAAGGAAAGCCAGGUGGCUUACAAGUUCAGUGGGCAGAGGUUGAAGAAGAUAGCGACAUGAGCGAAUUUAUGCUACAGUAUACCAGUGGACAGCUAAGUGGUAAUGACAACUCGCGACUUCUUUUCCACACAGCUUAUGAGGGCCCUGCUACCAGUUACACCGUGAAAAACCUUAGGAUGAAUGCUCAUUACACUUUUCGUGUGUGUGGUCGGGUAGAUAAAAAUAGCCAUUGGAGUCCUUGGAGUGUGUGUCAGACAGCAGUCAACACCAUACUUCACCAUAGAUGGGGUGAUGGUGGAGAAGCCUAUAGCUUGAGCAACGAAGGGCGAACAGCCACAAGGAUGGGAGAAGGUCUUACUAAAGUUCUGUACUCAGAUAUCAGCAGCUAUGCAGCUGGUGACACUCUUGUAUUUCGCAUCUUGGACUCAGCUGAUGUUUCUCCAGGGGAUGGCCUGGCUAUAGUGCUUGACAUCAACGAUGACGAGAGCUGCAAUCGCCAUGGAGCUAUUUUUGUUAACACUUACGGAACAGUUUUUGUGGAUUCACAAGAAAUGAAAACAAAACUACCUCCUAUAAAGAAGGGAACAAUAUUAACUUUUCAGACAGAACCUUUGCCUAAUGGCAAGGUCAGGGUCAGUGUGCAGGUUGAUGACAAAGAAGUAACACUGGACUGGAAAGUGUCAGCAUUCACAAUGCCGGGAGUUGCAUUAAUGGAAUCGUCUACCCCAUCUUUCUAUUUUGCUCUCCGCUUUGCACAAGAGCACUGGAAAGUUGGUGUCGAGUGAAUAAGGGUCAUUUGUGCUGCUGCUUUUGAAAAUUGGAGAUAGUCCUACUGAAAAUGAAAUGAUGUAACUAGCAUCAUUUAUCAAAAAUCAACCUCAUUAAAUUUGGUUGCCAAGGAAACACGGGUGUUGUUGCAUGUAAGAGUUAUUGAAGUGGGAAUAUUCCUUUGGUUUACUGCUUCCAUUCAAAGAAUGAUUCCUUUUAUUCCCAGAUAAUGGGUUGAGAUUUUUUUCUCUAAAUUUCUGGCCUGCCUUUCAUAAAUGUGACUCUAUUUCUGUGCCUAUUUCCUUGUGAAAUGUAUGAGGAGGUUUAUGCACAGAAGAGAUAUAAAGCAUGCAUGCUGUUUACCUAACAUGUACCAUGUUUGGAUAAUUCAUCUACCCUCAUCCUCUUUGAUCUGAGCUACAGUAUUAAACAAAACAUACAAAGCUCAAAGUGCCUGACUGAACAAUAUCCAUGCAACAUGUACACAUCAGUUUCAGCAUGAUAAAAAGAUACUAUGUUAAAGCAUGAAAUGGAAGGGAUAAUGUAGUGGGUCUGCUAGCCAUUGCUUUCUUAGCACCUUUCUAUGUUCCACAUAACUUGCUCUUAAAUAUAAAGUACAUUGGCAUAGACAUAUUUCAGGUAGGAAUCCAAAGCAAUGCAAAUGUCCAUGGUUUAGACAUGAUAUAUAUAGUCCACUGAGAUUGUUGCUCACAUUUUUCAGUUGCAAUAGUUAAUGUGAUCAAUACAAAGACUAGGUCCCUAUAGAAAUGCUUAGUUUAUACAUUCCCCACAAUUGCACCAGUUUUUGAAGAUUGUACUGGUUGAACCCACAUGGAGUACUCUUGCAUUUUGAUACUUGUAGCACAUUGCGCUUCUUAAACAUCUGAUAAGGUUCAUAGAGUAUUCUGGAACUGGCAAAUUUAGUAUAAAAUGGAGGCAAAGCUUCACCUUAUUCUGCAUGACUAGAAAUAGUGGGGAGCACUACCUUGCCUUUGUGCACAUUUUAUGUCAAGCAGUGCACUUUCUUGUCUUCCCCUCUAUCCUAUUAUACCUUUACACAUACACUGGCUUUCAACCAGAUAUAUAAAUGCUAUUGAAUCCACUCUUGAAGUCAGAAUCUGAGUUCAGGUUUGGUUAACUUUAAUUGUCUUGAAUGUUCUUUUUUGCUUGCAGAAUUAAAAGACAUAAAAUCCAACAUAGCUCUUUCUACUUGUGACCAACAUUUCUUGAAGCAGUAAAUGAACUGACUAAUAAUCUUGUGAUGCAUUUGAAAACAACAGAAAGCCUUCUAAACGUGUAAAAUAGCACAGGCAUAUAUAACAUUCCUUCGCACUAUUAUGUACAUGACCCAUAACAAAGGCAGCAGGCCUAAGACCAAAUCACUAAGCCAGGGUUGUAGCACUGACCAAAAUUAGACUCCCAAAAAGCAUACCAUUACUUUGCUGGUAACAGGCAUUCCAGUUAUCCAUUUAAAAGGUGCUGCUACUGAUUAUUCUUUUUAAUGGUUAUACUUCUUGUUUUGUGUUUCUAAUCUCAAAAGAAAAGUGAGCAAACAAUGUGAUUUUCGAGUAUCAAAAUAUAAAAAAAAUUUCAAUCACCAGCUUUUAUUACCUAAACAGAAGAGUCAUCAAAUUUAAGAUUUUUCUUCAACAGUGCUGUUGCUUUAUUUUAUGGGGAGAACAGAGAGAAGCCAUUUUAAGGUCUAAGCACUUGACUUUAUAUGAUUGUAUGCUAUGCUAGGUUUUGAGUGGCAGAAAUUGGAUAUGGGCAUGUUUGUGAAUUUAAAUACUUUCGUUUAUUGCUUGAGUGACACAAAUAAAUAAUGCACCUGUA
This is a messenger RNA of Pomacea canaliculata, 3410 nucleotides long. RefSeq names its product cytokine receptor-like factor 3. Gene Ontology annotation, molecular function: protein binding. NCBI's taxonomy places the organism in Eukaryota, Metazoa, Mollusca, Gastropoda, Architaenioglossa, Ampullariidae. The record is from RefSeq and is a predicted model, not a curated record. Bases 263 to 1594 code for a protein of 443 amino acids. The transcript has 8 exons.